Neurospora hispaniola is the source of this 2937-nucleotide messenger RNA. RefSeq names its product mitochondrial inner membrane protein-domain-containing protein. NCBI's taxonomy places the organism in Eukaryota, Fungi, Ascomycota, Sordariomycetes, Sordariales, Sordariaceae. Gene Ontology annotation, cellular component: MICOS complex. The transcript has 8 exons. The record is from RefSeq and is a predicted model, not a curated record. Gene Ontology annotation, molecular function: GTPase activity; GTP binding. Bases 1 to 2937 code for a protein of 978 amino acids. Gene Ontology annotation, biological process: cristae formation.
AUGGCCACUCGUGGACCUCCCGGCGCGCGCCCUGGCAUGGGAAACCGCUUUGCCCAGUUCAAGCUGGUAUUGUUGGGUGAAUCGGCGGUUGGAAAGAGCUCGAUAGUCUUGCGCUUCGUCAAGGACCAGUUUGACUCGUACAGAGAAUCCACGAUUGGCGCCGCUUUCCUAACACAGACCAUUGCUCUCGACGAAAACACAACGGUCAAGUUCGAGAUCUGGGAUACCGCCGGCCAGGAGCGCUACAAGUCUCUAGCGCCCAUGUACUACAGGAAUGCCAACUGUGCAGUAGUCGUUUACGAUAUCACACAGGCGGCAUCUCUGGACAAGGCCAAGUCGUGGGUCAAGGAACUUCAGCGCCAAGCAAACGAGAAUAUCAUUAUCGCUCUUGCCGGUAACAAGUUGGAUCUCGUCCAGGAGCAACCCGAUAAGCGUGCGAUUCAGACGGCCGACGCCCAGGCAUAUGCAAAGGAGGCCGGCCUUCUCUUCUUCGAGACUUCUGCCAAGACUGCCGAGAACGUGCAAAACCUGUUCACCGAGAUUGCGAAGAAGCUGCCCCUCGACCAAGUUGGACCGAGGCAUGCUCGCCCUGGCCAACGACCGGGUGUCAGUCUAGCUCCCGAGGGGGCCAACACCCAGAUAGAGGCAACAGCCUGCUGGAGGAGGGGUGUUGCGCGCGUGGUUAAUGGUAAUUAUGCUAUUGAUUUUACUUUGAGCUGUAACUUGAACCUGUGGGCUGCCAAACUCUUGCCUGCCCGCACCCUCCGAGCCCAGUCCGUUCCGUCUGAGCCUCCAAUUCGCAAUUCCAGGCCCGGGACUUCUCCGCUGCACUCAACCACCACCACCCUCCACCCAUCCCAUAUCCUCAGUUGCGCCUCAAGGCCCUAUACCAUCCCCCUCAUGUUGCGCACAUCAUUGCGAUCCGUGAGGGCGCUGGGCAGCAGGCCUUCUGCCGCUGUUGCUGGCCGCCAAUGGCAAGCAACCGUCGUGCGCCGUGCGGCCGUGUCCGGUCAGCGCUUCUUCGCCGACGACAAGAAGCCCGUUGUCCCUGAGCCCUCUCAGCCCGCCGUCCUCCCGGCCUCCGAGACCCUGACUUCUCCAUCCACUCCUCCUCCUGCGUCGCCCCAGGUCGAGCCCACGUCCACCGUCCCUCCCGAGGCCGCCCCCUUGACGCCCCCCGCCCCCGAGGCCACUGUCAUCCCCCCCGUCGCCGAGGAGCCCGUCGUCCCUCCUACUCUUCCUACUCCCCGCAAGAAGAAGGGCUUCUUCCGCAGGCUGCGCAACUUUUUCCUGUCCCUCACCAUUCUUGGCGCCAUCGCCUUCGGUGGUGGCGUCUACUACUCGCGCAUCAACGACGCCUUCCACGACUUCUUCACUGAGUACAUCCCCUAUGGCGAGCAGGCUGUUCUGUACUUGGAGGAGCUGGAUUUCAAGAAGCGCUUCCCCGAUGUGGUCAGCAGGGUGACCGGUCGUCCUCGCGACUCCGGUGAGCAGGUCAAGGUCCCUGCCCAGAGUGGUGCCUCGUGGCGCGUUGCCUCUGGUGGCGAGCCUGCCGGUCGUCAGUCUAGCUCUAUCAAGAAGGCUGGCGCUGCCGCCCAGGACGCUGUCCCCAAGUCUGAGCCCGCCGUUGUUGCUGCUGCCAAGGAGGAUACUGCUGAGCUUCCCAAGACCGAGGCCACCACCACCGCUACUCCGGCCGAGCCCGCUCCUGGCCCUGCUACCGCUGCUGCUCCCGCCGCCACCGAUGCUUCCGGCACCCCCGUGAAGAAGCCCUUCAAGGCUCCCGAGGUUGACGAGCCCUCUCGCUGGCCCCCUGCCUCGCCCAUUGACCCCCUGAACGUCAACGGUGCCACCGACCCCAUUGUCCAGGACCUCGUCAAGAUGUUGAACGACGUCAUCACCGUUAUCAACCACGACAACGCCAACGAGAAGUACGCCCCCACUAUCUGCAAGGCCAAGAACGAGCUCUCCAAGGUUGCCGACAAGAUCAAUGAGAUGAAGGCCAAGGUUGAGGCCGACGCUGCUAAGCAGGUUAAGGCUCGCGUUGAUGGGUUCGACAAGGCUGCCAACGAGCUUGUUUCUCGGGUUGAGUCCGCGAUGGCCGCCCAGGAGGCUGCUUGGCGCCGCGAGUUUGAAGAGGAGAUAACCCGCCUCAAGAAGAGCUACGAUGAGAAGGUCCACCUGAUUCAGGACCGCGAGCACCAGAUUGCCGAGGAGAAGCUCAACAACCGUCUCCUUGAGCAGGCCAUUCAGCUUCAGCGCCAGUUUACCGAGAACAUCAAGAAGCACGUUGAGCAGGAGCGCGAUGGGCGUCUUGGCAAGCUUAACGAGCUUCACAAGGCUGUUGCCGAGCUUGAGAGGCUCACCUCUGGCUUGAACGAGGUUGUCGAUACCAACCUCCGCACUCAGCAGCUCCAUGUUGCUGUUGAUGCCGUUCGUGCCAGCCUUGAGGACGCUCACCACCCCCGUCCCUUCAUCAAGGAGCUCGUUGCUUUGAAGGAGAUUGCUGCCGACGACCCCGUAGUCGAUGCUGCUAUCGCUUCCAUUAACCCCACCGCUUACCAGCGUGGCAUUCCUACCACCGCCGAGCUCAUCGACCGCUUCCGCCGCGUUGCUACCGAGGUUCGCAAGGCUUCUCUUCUCCCCGAGGAUGCCGGUGUUGCCAGUCACGCUUCUAGCUAUGUCCUCAGCAAGUUGAUGUUCAAGAAGGAGGGCCUUGCGGCUGGUGACGAUGUUGAGAGCAUCCUUACCCGCACUCAGACCUACCUUGAGGAGGGCGAUCUCGACAAUGCGGCGAGAGAGAUGAACGGUCUCAAGGGCUGGGCCAAGACCCUCAGCAGGGAUUGGCUCGGUGAGGUCAGGAAGGUGUUGGAGGUUCAGCAGGCGUUGGAUGUCAUUCAGGCAGAGGCCAGGCUGCAGAGCUUGAGGGUGGAGUAA